Eutrema salsugineum is the source of this 1152-nucleotide messenger RNA. Its product is annotated as aquaporin NIP1-2. The record is from RefSeq and is a predicted model, not a curated record. Lineage: Eukaryota; Viridiplantae; Streptophyta; Magnoliopsida; Brassicales; Brassicaceae. Bases 100 to 993 code for a protein of 297 amino acids. Gene Ontology annotation, molecular function: channel activity. The transcript has 5 exons. Gene Ontology annotation, biological process: transmembrane transport. Gene Ontology annotation, cellular component: membrane.
CCAAUAAAUUGGAGAUGAUCGCCACCAAACUCUUUCACAAGUCAUAACAGUCCUUCAAAGAUUGAUCUUUUUUGUUUUCGAAAAAGAGAAAAUUCAGUUAUGGCGGAGAUCUCGGGAAAUGGCCAUGGCGACGCCAGAGAAGGAUCAGUAGUGGUGAAUCUCAAGGAAGAAGACAAACAUCAACAACAAGUAGAAGCUAUUCAUAACCCAAAACCCUUGAAGAAACAAGACUCUCUCCUCUCAAUCUCUGUCCCUUUCUUACAAAAGUUGAUGGCGGAGAUUCUGGGAACGUACUUUUUGAUAUUCGCCGGUUGUGCAUCGGUGGCCGUGAACACACAACACGACAAAGUCGUGACACUUCCGGGGAUCGCCGCCGUUUGGGGACUCACCGUCAUGGUUCUUGUUUACUCUCUCGGUCACAUCUCCGGCGCACAUUUUAAUCCGGCCGUCACAAUCGCCUUUGCCUCUUGCCGCCGUUUCCCUCUCAAACAGGUUCCGGCGUACGUCAUAUCACAAUUGAUAGGAUCGACGCUUGCGGCAGCGACUUUGCGGCUGUUGUUUGGACUUGAUAAUGACGUUUGCAGUGGAAAACACGAUGUGUUCGUCGGAACAUUACCGUCGGGAUCGGAUUUGCAAUCGUUUGUGAUCGAGUUUAUCAUCACUUUCUACCUAAUGUUCAUCAUUUCCGGCGUCGCCACCGAUAAUAGAGCGAUCGGAGAACUUGCCGGAAUAGCAGUAGGAUCAACGGUGUUACUUAACGUGAUAAUUGCCGGACCGGUAUCAGGAGCGUCGAUGAAUCCAGGAAGAAGUUUAGGACCUGCAAUGGUUUAUAAUUGCUACAAAGGAAUUUGGAUUUACAUAGUAUCUCCAAUUCUUGGUGCGAUUGCGGGUGCAUGGGUUUAUAACACGGUUAGAUAUACCGAUAAACCGUUGCGAGAGAUAACCAAAAGCGGUUCGUUUUUGAAAACCGUGCGAAACAAUAGCUCUCGUUAAGAAAACAAAUUCAUGGCUAUGUUAAAUUAGUCAUCGGAGGUUUAUAAGUUGUAUCAAUUAGAAGUAAUGGGAGUAUUUUGGUAUUAAGGUCCUUUCUUCAAAAUGGGAACAUGUAUGGUAUAAUGUAACGAAAUGUAUAAUUUAAUAUAUAACAACUUU